Messenger RNA from Schistosoma margrebowiei, 1473 nucleotides. The record is from the annotation of a GenBank genome assembly. NCBI's taxonomy places the organism in Eukaryota, Metazoa, Platyhelminthes, Trematoda, Strigeidida, Schistosomatidae.
AUGACACUAUUUCAGAGUUCUGAGAAAACUAAUGACCCCCUUGAUUCUUCACAAGAUCGUGGGAAAGAUUUCAAAACUGAAUCUCUAUUAUGUCGUUUGAAGUAUCAGAAUAAUUUACCAGAGCUCCCUUUCGAUCCUAAAUUUUUAGUAUAUCCUCUCGAACCUUCCAGAUUCCUUCAAUAUGUUGCUACCUCUCUGGAAAGGAACUAUAAGCAUGAAUUACUCACAGAAACAGAUGUGGGAGUUGAGGUUGACUUAAUUGAUCCUGAUGUUUUCCGAAUUGACAAAAGAGCAACUCUUCAUCCGGAUGAUGAGCGACUCUUGGAAGAUGAGGCUCCUACUUUUGUCAAUGCACGUAAAUCUAGACAUCAAAAGUCAGUGUCCUGGCUAAGGAAAACAGAAUAUAUAUCUACCGAGCUUUACAAUCGUUGGAACAAAUCAGAAAAGGUGGAGUCUAGACUUGGGUACAAUGUUAAACGCCAUCUCAAUGAAGAGAUCGUGUAUCGUGAUCGCGAAAGCCAGAUCAACGCCAUUGAGGAAACGUUCAAAGCAGCUGAAAAACCUAUUCAUAAGCACUACAGUAAGCCAAACGUGCACGCUUUGGAGGUACUACCAGUGUUACCGGACUUCACUUUAUGGAGAUAUCCAUGUGCACAGGUUAUUUUCGAUGAUGACCCCUCUCGUAAAAAUAAAACUACCACUGAACAAAAGGAGGAGGUGAAUCAAGCAAUGAUUCGUGGUAUGGUAGAUGAAUCUGGCGACCAUUUUGUUGCUUACUUCCUACCAACUGAACAGACUAAACAACUACGUCGUUUGGAUGCUGAAAAUCGAAUACCAUAUACUGAAGAUGCUGCCUAUGAAUAUGAACUCACACGAGAGUACAAUUGGAAUGUCAAAAAUAAAACUAUGGCCAAUUAUGAAGAAAAUUAUUUUUUUUGUUUUCGUAAAGAUGGAGUUUACUAUAACGAAUUAGAGACCAGAGUUCGUCUUAGUAAACGGCGUAAAUUAAACCAGUCUGGUACUAAUGUUGGCGCUCUACAAGCCCCCAAAACUCGUUUAAUUGUUCAUCAUCGAGAUUUCACGGAUGAAGAAUUGAAGGCUCAAACUGACCGUUUAUAUAUGCUGGAACAUGAUGUUGAAGGUGACGAAGAAGAUGAUGAAGAAAAUGCAGAUGGUGAUGAAAAUGUUGCUGAUGAAGAAUCGAUAAACAAUGAAAAAGAAACCAGUCGUAAAACUAGUUAUAACGGUAGUGACGACGAAGAAGAGGCAGAGGAUGGAAUUAGUGAUGGUCAGAACACUGAGGCUGGUGAUGAAGCAGAGGAGGAAGCUGAAGUCGAGGAAGAAGAUGAAGAGGUCGAAGAAACACAGAAGGUUGAGGCUAAAAAACGUUUCCAAUCUAAUAAUAACUAUAAUCGUUCCAAAACGUCUCAUCAUUCUGAUGACGAAAGUGACUUAAGUGACCUGAGUGAUUAA